UCAACACCCCACCCGCCAAACUAUCCAUGCAUUUCACCGGCCGCGGUGACGCCGAGUGGAGUCUCGUCUGGUCAACUCAACCAUCAUCCGACCCCAUCAACCCCAAGGAAGGUCCCAAAUCCAACAACUUCCGCGGUCCACACAACCCCACGGGAAGCCAACACCCACAUAACUCCUCCGGUCCCCAUCAGGCCCCGUCCCCUUACUCUGGGGACGUAAGCGGGGUACCACACGACAGCGUGGCCGGGGGCUGUGCCGUGUGUGGGGCUUGUGGUGUUGUCUUCGCGGUCUUCCAAAGAAAGAUGCAUCAUCAUCCAUGGGUUCUGUUCCAACAAACCCAAGCCAACAAGAUGGACUUGGACUCCAUCGAGGUCGGGUCAGAACUCCAGCUAAUCGCGGUUGCCAACUGCGGGCCGGUCUCGGUAAUCAUAACGCCUUACGAGCCCGUCGGGGGCCCCACCAAAAACUCGACUAACUUGAGGACCGCUGGUCGCCCCAGGCCUGACUUGUUCUUGCAUGAGCGAAGGUACCAAACCCUCGCUCAACAUUAUGCUAAUAAAAUAGCUAAAGUCAACUUCGAGGAGACAGUUCCUACCACCGUGUCUCCAUUGCCUCGUCAGGACAGCUCUGUCAUAGGCAGCUCAGCCGUCAGCUCUGUCAUGGGCAGCUCAGAGCUGACAGGCGCUGCAGUACAAUCGCCCACUUGGACUCUUCACUACAACGCGAGCGUCAACAUGACGGACCUCAUCUACACUAAGAUCUGGUGGAACGCAAGCGACAUCGCGGCCGCUGCGCAGCACAAGAGCGAUGAGAACGACGUACGCUCAGGGAUUCCGAAGCCUGAUGGCGUUCCAGAAUCCGACAUUGACUAUUUGGUGACAUGGGAGGAUCUAAGUGGGACUGUGAAAGGACAUUCGAUGACUCGGAACGCCUACAUUUCUUUCGACCUCUGGCCACACACCGUGUACAAGAUACAGGCACAGGUCGUCAUGGGGCCCGUGAUGGAACCCAUUUUGUCCAGUCCUCUGCUGAUCGACGCUGCCAAACUUUACCGCGAUCUUAGCAAGGAGCUUCCCGGCAAUACUGGUGACGAAAACGAAUUUCCGUCCUACGGCCGGAAGGAGGAGCCAUCCAAAAUUCCUCAAGACAGAGUGUCCGACCAGAGUGAGAAGGAAUCUAGCCAUGAAAUUAAGAAUAAAAAUAUUUUAAAAAGUGCAAAUGACUCCAAAAAUUUCACUCGAUCGGAUAGUUACGUAUACGCAGAAGUUGAAACUGAUUACGUACCUCUCUCUGUAGAAACUGUUACUUUCAAACCGCCUUCUGUGUUCAAAAAGGUUCUUUCACCCACGCGAAAUUUCAACCGUGAUUUUGGGGUAGAACAAGAAACUGAAACUCCUCGUCAACAGAAUUUUAAGCUUGAUUCAGACGCGAUGCGUGAAUUUUCAGCCGAAAGUAGCAGAAGUUCCAUGAGAGGCGAAGACUUCGGAAUUUACAAGAAUGCCGUGCUGUACUCAGGGGCGGCCGACCAUUCACUGGGGGCGGCCGACCCCCACACAGCCCAGGAUGAUAACUCUGCAACGUUGUCGGGUGACAUCAUUGCAGGCAUUGUAUCAGCGUUCAUCUUUGUGCUGCUGAUGAUUGUGUUCGUGUCUUUGUAUGUCAGGUACUACCUAAGAAAGGUUCGUAAGAACCAGGGGAGCUUCAAGACUGAUGGCUAUGACACCUCAUCGAGCGUCUCCAGCAAAGACACGGAUAAGAGCGACGACCGCAACACGCCGUUGAGGGUGAAGACAACCCGCAGAAAGUGGUUCCCUUUUCGGCAUGUGAAGACCAUGGCGACAUUCUCCAAGGCUGAUGAUGUUGCUAAUUCCUACGGCUUCGUGGGCAAAUCUAAUGAUUCAAACUCCAGAGGUGCAGACUCACGCAGCACAAGUAUUGAGUUUUCUCUUCAAUCCUCUGAAUCUCUCAUAAAUUCCAACAAUUCAACUGCUCAUAACACAUGUAAGCAAACUGGGAGUAGUGGUACUCCCGCUGUUCGGGUCGGCAUGCCAGGUAGUGUUUACAACGCAAGUAUGUGCAGUACUAGCGACUGUAGCACCACCAUACGCUACACACACUCCCCCCACAACCAGCUGUUGCCGCCUGCCACGACUAACAACCCUGAAAGAAAUGAAGGGUGUCAACCGCAAGACGUAUACGGUCAGGUUGACGAGUCUUUUCGACCCAUUUGUGGCUUGCCUGAUCUAACAAGUGAUUGUGGUGUAUAUGAACAGCCAGUGGGUUACCCAAUCAUGCCAAGAUCCGCUCGUACUUACGCUGGGCAAAUGACAACUCACUCCAGAGGAACUCCGAUAUUUUCCAGUGAAAUGCCAAGGUCGCUUCCAUGUUUCGGUUCAGAAGGAGCAGACUCUUGCUUAAUCCAGCAGGCUGGCGAAGCGGCGAGUGGGAACCCGAAUUUACGAGAUGGUCGUUACUUUCCAUCACACAACUCCAGCCUCAAUAUGGGACCCAUCUUGAAACCUGCUCACUAUCUCUCAUCAGCUGCCUGCUGCGACUCCGGUUCUUCUUGUCCAACGCCUGAUCACUUUUCGCCGCGCAGUCAAGUAGUUUUUGAUUGCCCCUUUCCGUCGUCUUGUUCAACUCCCAACAACUGCAUCGUACCUUCUCGCCUAACUCCUGUAGAAUUUGUGCAACGACCACCGUACCAGAUUUCGGCUUGUGUGGCCACUUCCAACUGUCGAAAUUCCCCUCACGCGACCACCAGCUACCAUCCGAAUGCCUACCAGCUCAGAACUCUGCAGACUCCUUCAAAUUUAUCGUAUCAAGAACAUCAAAUUACUCCAAAUCUGUCGUAUUGCGAACGUCAACCUACCCCAAAUCUGUCGUAUUCCGAACGUCAGCCUACUCCGAAUCAGUCGUACUCUGAACGUCAACCUACCCCAAAUCUAUCGUAUGUCGAACGUAGGCCUACCCCAAAUCUGUCGUACUCUGAACGUCAACCUACCCCAAAUCUGUCGUAUGACGAAUUACAAAACAACCCAAAUGUGCCGUAUCCCCAACCCCAUCAAGUUCCCCACACAACCCAAGUUCCCCAAGCAACUCAGGGUCCCACUAACUCCCGAGGCCCGGUCCCCAAGCCCCGUCCCCGCCAACUCCUCCCCCAGGUCUCAUCCUCCAAACCCGCCGUCCCCAAAAAACCUCGCAAUCUUCCCCAGAAAUCCCCGAAUAACGGCAAAUUGUGAAGGCCGAUUGUGUGAGGUGUAUGAAAAUGUGAACAAUAUGAUAUGUACAAUUCUUUGAGAAUUAUUUUAAGGUUCAUGCAGUAAUUGCCUUGUAAAUAUGAUAAGGAAUGCUAAGGCAAAGAAAAAGUCAGUUGACGUAGAUUUAAUAAGCCUGCAGAAUGAAUAUCUGAACUUUUUACAUUUCUUCACUCCCUCUUUUUUGUCUAUGAUUGUUUGUUCGUAGAAACAUUAUCGCUCAAAUCUUGUUAAUAGAUCCUGACGGUAGAAAAAGCGUUAACGACCAAAACCAUUGCCUUAGACUGAUCAGACGCUCUUUCGAGUUCCUAGAUGCAGAAGCGAUGAAG
Messenger RNA from Hyalella azteca, 3586 nucleotides. RefSeq lists its product as uncharacterized. Lineage: Eukaryota; Metazoa; Arthropoda; Malacostraca; Amphipoda; Hyalellidae. Bases 27 to 3242 code for a protein of 1071 amino acids. The record is from RefSeq and is a predicted model, not a curated record. The transcript has 2 exons.